AUGUCCUCCGAACCACCGCCCCUCCAAACCUUCAACUGCCACUGCGGCAGCAUCAAAUUCUCCGUCCACAACGAUCUCUCCCAAAUCUCAGACUGCACCUGCUCCAUCUGCACCAAAACCGGCCGCAUGCACAUCCGCGCAUCCUCCUCACCCUCCGUACCAGGCUCCUUCCAUCUCGCAUGGCACAGCCCAGCCUCAUCAGAAGCGGCGGCCCUCCCCCACCUCUCCUCCUACUCAUUCGGCUCCAACCGGCUCAUCACCGACUUCUGCCCCACCUGCGGCUGCCACAUUCGCGUCCGCCUCGCCCCGACUGACACAAACGCGGACACACCGACGCGCGCUCUCAACGUGCGCAUGAUCCAAGCUCUUGAACCAUGGUCCUUUGAAACUACUGAGACCCUCACUGCGCCAGCCAAGUUUCCGCCGGCUUACAUCGAGCCUGAAUUCAAAGGUACGAAUUUCACGGACGAAGAACUGGGGGGAGGGAAGGUGAAGUAUCAAGGCAGCUGCCACUGCGGCGCCGUCACUCUCUCUUUACGCACUCGUCCGCUUUCCGAACUGAUGAUCAGGGAAUGCAAUUGUAGUUUGUGUUGGCGGAAAGCGCUGAUUCACUGUCCCGUCGAGAAUCAAGAGGAUGUGAGGGUCAGUGGGGUGAAGGAGGCAGUGGUGGUGUAUAAGCCGGAAAAACUGAAUCAGGGGUUGUUUUGUAUGAACUGUGGGGUGCAAGUUGUCACGAGGGGUCAAAAUGGGAACGUGUAUGCGGUGAAUUUGAGGACGAUGCAUGGGGUGGAUUGGGAGGAGGUUGAGGUGGGGAGGGCGAAAGGGAGGGAGCUUAGCCCUGAGUACAAAGUGGGUGGUGAAGCGACGUAG
Molecule: messenger RNA, 870 nt
Organism: Rhinocladiella mackenziei CBS 650.93
Lineage: Eukaryota; Fungi; Ascomycota; Eurotiomycetes; Chaetothyriales; Herpotrichiellaceae
Exons: 1
Coding region: 1-870 (289 amino acids)
Molecular function (GO): carbon-sulfur lyase activity
Source: RefSeq, a predicted model, not a curated record